Diabrotica virgifera virgifera (western corn rootworm) is the source of this 1285-nucleotide messenger RNA. RefSeq lists its product as uncharacterized. The record is from RefSeq and is a predicted model, not a curated record. Gene Ontology annotation, molecular function: protein binding. Lineage: Eukaryota; Metazoa; Arthropoda; Insecta; Coleoptera; Chrysomelidae. The transcript is spliced from 5 exons. The coding region runs from base 224 to 1285 and encodes 353 amino acids.
UUAAGAAUUGUUCAGUUGACCACAAAGAGACUCUUGGGCAAGUCGCAGUCGCUCGUGUAAGGAAACCGUGACAAACGUGCUCUUGCGUAGUGAAACCGGCUUUAAAAACUUUAAAGAUUUUGUGUUUUGAGCAGUUUAAGGAUGUAAUUGGGAACCAAGAUGCUCAUCUUUUCUCCUCCGCCUAAUAUGACGCACCGAGGUCCGACCACCAAUCCUAAAUGAUAUGGGUCAGAAGCCCUCCCGUCAACAGGGUCAAAGCAUAAACAAGAAGUUACCUUUUGCGCUUUUUUCACACAAGAACGAAACCACUCAGAAUAUAAAUCCUCAACAGCCUAUUAGAUUUCAGUACAAAACGAAAAGGAAAAAUAACAUUAAGGAUUUGAAUUGUAUCAAGCAAAAUCAUGUAAAUAUAGAUAAUGUACAUCUAAAUAACUUCGUAAAACCAAACCAAAGCAAAGAAACAAAUUGCGAAGUACAGUGUAAGUUAGUGAAAACCCAAAGCACGCCAGUAAGGACAAAGUCUGAACCUAAUUUAGUACCUGAACGCACUAGGUAUAGAAAUAGAAGAAAGAAGGUGAAGAACGAUUGGAACAACGAGACACCUCAGUUUGGUUAUGAGAUUCAGGACGUAGAUGCUUUUCUAAAUAAGGCAACGAUCGAAAAACCUGCAAAUAUACCAGUUGUGUUAGCUUUUCCAAGCGUUCUAUAUCAAACGAGAGUUGGGGGAUAUCAAGCAGAAAUAUCUCUACCACUAGGCAUGGUUGUUAACGCCGUUUUCAAGAAUCAACAUUGGCUUUAUGUCCAAACGCCUCACGCAGAAGAAGGCUAUGUCAGUUAUGCUGCUUGCUUGCCUUUAGGUAUAAUUCCUCCACCGGAAGAUGAUAAACUGGCUCCAUGCUGGGAAAAAAGCACCGACGUCUUCCCGAAACCUUCAGGAAACCUAACAGAUACCGAAAAACUCAGUUCUAAGUCCGAUUGCGAAGGUGGGGGAGGAAGUAUAAGAUGUCGGACAAGGUCUCGAAACGCUGUUAGUACCUGCGGCGAAAAAAGUAUAGACAGGUUGUACUUAAGGGCUGCAGCGAAUGCUAAGACGAAAGGAGUUCGACAUACUUUGUUAGUCAUUGUUACAGACUUUUCGGGAAGUGGGGAUAAUAAUAUCGCAGUGCAAAAAGGGGAUGUCGUGUUUCUUGUAGACGCUAGUGUCAAAGGUUGGUUCUAUGUGAAAAGUAAGGAGGGGGGAGAGGGGUAUAUACCAGCUGCUGUGGCUGGUCACGGGUUUCUGUAA